Morus notabilis is the source of this 9067-nucleotide messenger RNA. RefSeq names its product golgin subfamily A member 4. NCBI's taxonomy places the organism in Eukaryota, Viridiplantae, Streptophyta, Magnoliopsida, Rosales, Moraceae. The coding region runs from base 290 to 8668 and encodes 2792 amino acids. The record is from RefSeq and is a predicted model, not a curated record. The transcript has 10 exons.
AAUAAAGAAAAAAAGAAUACGAAGUUUGCGUUAGAUCCAAGACAGACGCAUUUUCCCACUACCCAAACACACGGAAAGGAAGAAAAUAAAAAAAGAAAUAAAAAAAGAACACAGAGAGGAAAUUUCCCUUUGAAACCAAUCCAAACCAAUUGCUUCACAAAAUCCCUAAUUCCAACUUUCUCGGCAGAUCCAGCUAGCCGUGGAACCAUAAUUAGGAUUAAUGGUGAUUGAGACUGGGGGGAGGUGAUUCGAGAGUCCAUAGUAUUGGACUGAUAUCGGAGUGGAUUGGAUGGACAAGAACAAGAACCGAACCGAUCUGCUUGCCGCGGGCAGAAAGAAGCUUCAACAAUUUCGCCAGAAAAAGGAUAAUAAAGGGACUGCAAGCCAAGGAAAAUCCACAAAAAAGUCUGGCAAAUCAGAGCAGUGGGAACCUGAUGCCGAUGUCGAGUCAACUGUUGCUAAACCUACAUCCCCGUCUUCGGUCCCGGAAGGGGAAGUUGCAUCGAGUGCUGACUCUGUGGAGAAUGUGGCACCUGACCCUCAUGUUGCUGUAGACGAUCUAUCUGCAGUGCCCAGUGCUCAGGAGUCUAGUGUCAAUGAAAUGCUAAUGUCUGGCAAUGAGUUACCAACACCAAGGGCGGGCGAUGGUGAGCUUGACGUUGAUUCUCUACCCCAAAAUGAAGGGGCAGAUGCUGUAACGGCAGAUGUUGAGGUGGCAAGAGUUAAGCCUCUGGUUGAUUCAGAUUCUAUCAAUUCCGGAGGGGAAACCAAUUACAGUCAUCCAACUGUACCGGUUGAUUUGAUAAUGCAACCUGCAUCAGUUGAUUCUACACUAGUAGCAGUUACUGCUGAAUCUGAAGAUAAGUCAAUGCCUCUACGGGAGGAUACUCCUCGUACAUCCUUGACGCCGGCGAGGGAUGAUCAGGAAGCUGAUGGUUUGCAGGGCAGACACUCUGAUCAUAACGGUGAAAUAAAGCUCGACGGAGAUAACAAGCUUCCUUUGUCCAAGGUUGGUGGGAGUGCGGAAGCUAUUUUGGGGACGUCUCUAGCAGAGUCUAGCGUGAAUGCAUCAUGUGAAACUGAGCAGAUUAGAAUGAUAGAUGAAGUAUCCACUUCAGAUGGUGCAAACAUGUCAGAUGAUCUCUCAGGUUCUGCACUGGUUUCAUCUAAGGCAAAUAUUUCAAGCGUUAGUCCUGCUGAAGUAGAACAGCAAAGCUCAAGUGCUAUGCUAGCUUCAAUUGAUGAAGAGAAGUCUGAACCAUCAUUUAGGUCUGAUGAAUUUGGAGAACGAAAAAGAGAUGAGGUUGAAGAUGGUACAGGAUAUGAGAGAGUUGCAGAGGGGUAUAAUCAGCAACAUAGGUUGGACAAUGAUGAAAAGCCUAUGGAAACCAAUUUGGCGAGUUCAGCCAUUGGGUUGAUUACGUCUCCUUGUCCAGAUUUGAGCUCGAUCAGUCUCCCUCAGCUCAUAGACUUGUUUAGGGGGCUUAGUGAAGAAAAGUAUGUUCUUCUACUUAAGUCGAGAGACCUGGUUUCCAGUCGAGAACUUGGGGCUAAUAAUUUGACAAUACCAGACAAUGGUACUCGACAUCUAUUGGAGAGGCUCAAAGAAGAACUGUUUCUCACAAAUUUUACAAAAGAUAUUUUUCAGUUGCAACUUGCUGAACACUCUAAUCUACAAGUGGAAUUUGAUCACGAGUUUCAUCAAUCACAAAAAGAAAUAUGUCGGCGUAAUGAUUUGCUAAAAGAAGUCACUACAGAGAACCAGUGUCUUACAGAAGAGCUUUCUCAGUGCAGGCAUGAACUCCAGGCUUCUCUUAGUGCAAGGGAGGAGCUCCAAAACCUAUUUCAUACAUCGAAAGCUGAGGUUGAAGAAUUAUCUGCUAGAGCACAUGAGUUGCAGAUCCAUCUGGAGAGGUCACAGGGGGAUUUGUUGAGCUUGUCAACGGAGUUAGCUGACAGCAAGCAGUUGGUGGCAUCUUUACAGGUGGAAAAUGAAAAUUUGAAUGCUACUAUUGCUUUAGUCACUGAAGAGAGAAGGACACUCGGCAAGGAAAAAGAUUUUUAUUUUGAGGAGAAUAAGAAGCUUCUAACAGAGUUAGAUGACUGCAAGAAAUCAGUGGCUGCUCUACAGUUGGAAAACUCCAACUUAACUACUGAUUUGUCUUCAGUGGCAGCAGAGAAAAAGAUGCUUGAUGAGGAGAAGGAAAACUUGUCCCGUGAGCAUGAGAAGCUAUCUACAGAAUUUGCUGACAUUAAGGAACUGGGCUUAGCUUUGCAGCAGGAUAAUUCUAGUUUAAGGGAGAGCCUCACUCUUGUAACAGAAGAGAGGAAGAAGCUUGAAGAUGACAAGAAGUCUUUUGCUCUUGAGAGUGACAGACUUUCGUCAGAACUACUUAUUCUUCAAGAGCAAUCAUCCAAUGAAAAAAGGGAACGAGAGAGGGUUGAGGUUGAACUGAAAGAAGUUACAAUGCGCCUUGAACAACUAACAAAGGAAAACAGUGUUCUUUUGAGCAGUUUGGACAUUCAUAAAGAAACUCUAAUAGAGGCUGAUAGCAACAGACUUGAAAUGCAUGUUCAAAGCAGGGAAUCUGUGCAUCAGGUUGAAAUUUCAGAAGCACGAAGAGAGGACGAUGAAAAUGCAAUUGUUGGCGAGGAUUCUUUUGGUAUUUUGGGGAAGCAAGUCCCUGAAGUUUGCUCUUCUUCUGUUCAGAAGCCUCUAUGUGAUGGCAAUUCAACACGAACAUUCCAUGUUUUUGUUGAGAAAGAAGGUUUUUAUGAUUCCUUAUGCGUCGUUGCCUUGAAGGGACACUUAGAGGAGAUGGAGAAGACAUUGCAUCAACUUGAAAAGGAUAUUGAACGGGUUCACACCUUUUCUGCAUCAUUUAGCAAGCCAGGUGGCAAGUUGCCUGCACCUGCGGUGUCUAAACUGAUUCAGGCUUUUGAGUCAAAGGUGCAUAUUGAUGAACAUGAAGCAGAGGAAAUGCCUUUAACUGAAAAUAAAUCAACAGCGGGAGAUCCAUUUGUCUUGACGAAAGAGGAAAUUAAAACCUUGAGAGCACUAUAUGAGCAUUUAGUUGUGGAUGUUGCAGAUGCCUUUGUAAUGUUAAAGGGUGAACGUGAUGGUCGGAGAACCGCCGAAGUCAGUGUUGGGGAGCUGAAAGAUCAGUAUGAGGCCUUGGAGGACCACAGCAAAAAUUUGGAAGCAUCCAACAUUGAGCUUGCAGUUCAAUGUGAAGUAAUAAAACAACAUGGGAGCAGUGUUGAAGCGACAAACAAUGAACUUGUGGUUUUAUGUGAAGCUACUAAAAAGGAAGUUGCUUAUCUCAAGAUAGAAAACACCGAAUUUGGUUCAAAGCUACGUGCAUAUGAAUUGAGAAUUGGUGAUUUACAGAGGCAAUUGUAUGAUUUACAACAAACUUCAAAUGAGAAAACAGCUGUGAUCAGUACUCGCUUGGAAGAUCUUCAAAAAGAAGUUUCUGAAAGGGUAUUAAUGCUUGAAAAAGAUUGGAAUUCUAUUCUUGCUCAGGUUGUUGAAAUAGUCCAGAAGCUUGGUGAAUCGGUUGGGAACUUCAGUUUAACAGUCUCAGCCGUUGAUAAUGGAUCGGAUGUAGUUAGCCUUGUUGCUGCUGCAGUCAAUUCUACCACUAAAGUGAUUGAAGAUAUGCAGAAGAAGCUUGAAGCUGCUCACACCGACUAUGAAGUAAUUUGCACAUCUUACAAAGAAGUGAACGUGAGGUGUGAUGAUUUGCAUCAGAAGAAUGAUAUUGCUUUUGGCAUAUUGCAUGACAUACAUGGUAACCUUAGAAAACUUGUGCGUUUGCAUGGAUCUGUGGAUGAAAGUGAGAUAAGCACCGAAAAUGAGAAGCUUCUAGAUCCUCUAGAUUAUCGUAGCUACGAGACUUUUAUGGGACAGCUGGAGCAUUUUCUGAGUGAGAGAUUGGAGCUUGAAUCUGUUAUCAAGAACUUAAAUUUGGAGUUGAUGGAAAGAAGAGAGGAAUUUAAGGAACUAAACAGAGGGUGCCUUAGUGAAAAUGUUAUUUGCAAAUUAAUUACAGAUGUUGAGGGUGUUCUAAAACUGGAAGAUGCCAAGAUUUACUCAGAUAAAGUGCCUGCUUCACGUUUUGAAUCAUUGCUCUCUAUUCUUGUUCAGAACUACAAAGAGGCUGAUGUGAAGUUAGGGUUAUCUAAAGAAGAGUUUGGAUCCAAGGCGUUGAAAUUAACUGAACUGAAGGAAGAAGUACAACAAUUAACAGCCUUGUGUCUUCAGCAUGAAACUGAAAUCUAUGUUCUCAAGGAAAGUCUGAAUCAGGUACAGGAAUCUCUAUUUGCUGCUGGUUCUGGACUACAAAAGAAAGCAAGUGAACUUGAGCAGUCAGAACAGCGUGUAUUAUCCAUCAGAGAAAAGCUCAGCAUUGCCGUUACUAAGGGGAAAGGUCUGGUCGUGCAGCGAGAUGGUCUCAAGCAAUCCCUAGCAGAGACGUCUAGUGAACUUGAGAGGUACUUGCAGGAACUUCAGUUGAAAGAUGCCAGGCUUCACGAGGUUGAAACAAAAUUGAAGACGUAUUCAGAGGCAGGUGAGCGUGUUGAAGCUCUUGAGUCUGAGCUUUCAUACAUUCGCAACUCGGCUACUGCACUUAGAGAGUCGUUUCUGCUCAAGGAUUCUGUACUUCAGAGGAUAGAAGAGAUCUUAGAAGACCUAGAUCUGCCCGAGCAGUUUCAUUCCAGAGAUAUUAUUGAAAAGGUUGAUUGGCUAGCGAGGUCAGCUACUGGUAACGUUUUGCCUCCUACUGAUUGGGAUCAGAAGAGUUCUGCAGGAGGAGGUUCAUAUUCUGAUGCUGGUUUUGUUGUGAUGGAACCCUGGAAAGAUGACGCACAGUCAAGUUCAAUGUCAGGUGAAGAUUUAAAAAGGAAAUAUGAGGAGCUUCAAAGCAAGUUUUAUGGUCUUGCUGAACAAAAUGACAUGCUGGAGCAAUCUUUAAUGGAGAGGAACAACUUGGUUCAGAAAUGGGAAGAACUUUUGGAUAGGAUUGAUAUGCCAUCACAGUUGCGUUCUGUGGAACCAGAAGAUAGGAUUCAGUGGUUAGGAAGAGCACUUUCAGAAGCACAUCAUGAUAGUAUGUAUCUCCAGCAGAAGGUUGUUAAUUUAGAAACCUAUUGUGGAACUCUGAAUACUGAUAUGGAAGACUUACAGAGAAGGAUAUAUGAACUCGAGUCAAACCUUGAAGCAAUUUCAAAAGAAAAAGGGUUUCUUUCUGAAAGAUUGGAUAUCCUUAGUCACGAAUAUGAUAAAGUUUCAUCAAAGGCGACCCAAUAUGAAGUCGAGAACAAAAGAUUGCAGGGUGAAGUGACAAGUUUUCAGGAGAAUCAUGAGGGCCUUUCAGCAAAGGUAGCUGAGGUUGAAUUUGAAAACAGAAGGCUGCAGAAUGAAGUAACUAAUUUGCAGGAGAAUGUGGCUGAGAUGCGUGGGAACGAGGAGUGCAUUCUUAGUAUAGAAGGUGAAAUAAGAAGAUUGCAGAGUUUAGUUAGUGAUGUUUUGCAGGAUCCUGGGAUGCAAGAUCAGGUUUCUUCUGGCAGCAGCAUUGAGAACUUAGAAGUGUUACUAAGAAAGCUGUUAGACAACUAUGCAAACUUUUCUUCAGAAAAAACUGUUCUUGAUCGUGCAGUUGAGGGGCUUCAGACAGAUGUGAUGAUGACUGAAGAAGCAAAAAGCAUAAGUAAACCUGAUGGUGGGGAAUCAGAUAUCGCUAUCUUGAAGAAAGAGCUUGAGGAAGCUUUGAGUGACUUGACCCAUGUAAAGGAUGAGAGAGAUGGGUACGUUGAGAAGCAACGCUCUUUGGCUUGUGAAAUUGAAGCUCUGGUAAAAAGAACGGAAGAGUUGGAAUUGCUUCUUAAUCAGGAGGAGCAGAAGUCAGCUUCUGUGAGAGAGAAGUUAAAUGUUGCUGUUAGAAAAGGGAAGUCAUUGGUGCAACAGCGUGACAGUCUGAAACAGACAAUUGAAGAGAUGAAUGCUCAACUGGAAAACUUGAAAGCUGAGAUUGACAUCCGGGGAAAUAGACUUUCGGAGUAUGAAAGGAAGUUCGGGGAGCUAUCCACUUAUCCAGAAAGGGUAAAAGUUCUAGAAUCUGAGAUUCUAUUCUUAAAGAAUCAUUUGACAGAAACUGAGCAGCACUUGCAGGAGACAGGACAUACUCUGAGCAUGAUUCUGAAUAUUUUAGCUGAGGUUGAUGUUGGAGAUGGAGUUAAUUAUGGUGACCCAAUCAAGAAAUUUGAGCAAAUUGUGAAAUUGUGGGGUGAUUUGCGUGCUGAUGUGGCUUUUUCAGUAGAAGAGUCGAGGAAAUCUAAAAGAGCAGCAGAGCUACUACUUGCAGAAUUGAAUGAAGUUCAAGAGAGAAAUGAUAGUCUUCAAGAAGAGCUAGCUAAUGCUGCUUCCGAACUUUCUGAACUCUCUAAAGAAAGGGACGUAGCAGAAGCUGCUAAACUUGAAGCUCUUUCACGUCUUGAAGAGUUCUAUAAUGUUCACUCUUUGGACCAGAGAAAUCAAUUAUCUGAACUUAAGGGUCUCAAAUCUGGUAUAGAUAAUCUCAGGAAGGAUUUCCAUGAUGUUGGUAAUCUACUUGCCGAUGUUUUUGUGAAGGACUUGGAAUUUUUACACCACCUAGAGACUGGUAUUGACAUGUGUUUGAAACGAACCAAUGCUACUGAUGUCGCUAGCGGGCCUCUUUUUGAUGCAUCUGUUGGCGUUGUAUCUAGCAGUUCCGAUAGAAAGGGACUAUUUUCUUCUAUUGAUUCUUGGUUAGACUCCAGUAUCCAUGGUGAGUUUGAUGGCGAUUCUGUAACUGAAAUCUGUAGUUCUCUCGGGAGUCAACUGCAAGAAGUCAUAAUUGAGGUUGGAGUUCUUAAAGAAAAGUUGAACAAGCACUCCAGUUCAUUACACGAAAAAGCCAGCAGUCUAUCUAAAUUAAUGGAAAAUGCUCAUAGGGAAAUAGUUUCCCAUAAUGAGACUUGUGAAGCGCUGAAGAGAGACAUUAUGCAUAUGGAGUCAACUGAAAAGGAAAAGGACAAAGAACUUGGUAUUUUGCAGAAAAAUAUUGCUUUGCUUUUUGAAGCAUUAUCCAGUUCUCUGAUGGAAAUAGAAAGUAUGAAACCUGAAUUGCUUGGAAAUAACUUGGCCACUGGAGAUUCGGGGAUAAACUCAAAACCAAGUCCAUUUGCAGGUGGAGGAAUAUCUUUUGGUGGAUCAGGUCAAGUGUCCUCUGAAGAAUCUAUUAGGACUUUGGCAGACAAGCUACUGUUUGCUGUCAGGGAUUUUGCUGGUAUAAAAGCUGAAAUCGUGGAAGGUAGACAAAAACAAAUGAAGAAUGCCAUCACAGAUUUGCAGAAAGAACUUCAGGAGAAGGAAAUUCAAAAGGAAAGAAUUUGCAUGGAGUUGGUAAGUCAAAUAAAGGCGGCUGAAGCUGCAGCGGCACGUUCUUCAUUAGAUCUUCAAUCUUCGAGAACUCAGGUGGUUGAUUUGGAGAAACAACUAGAGGUCAUGGGGGGUGAAAGAAACUUACUGGAACAGAGAGUAAAGGUGUUGGAGGAUGCGCAUGCAACCUCUACAGAGUUAGAACAGAAUGUCAGAUCACUUAAUGAUAUUAUGGCUGCCAAGGACCAAGAAAUCGAGGCCUUAAUGCAAGCACUUGAUGAGGAGGAGUCGCAGAUGGAAGGUCUUAUGAAAAAGAUAGAGGAACUGGAAAAAGUUUUGGAACAGAAAAAUUUAGAUUUGGAGAAUCUCGAAGCUUCUCGAGGGAAAGUUACAAAAAAGCUUUCCAUCACCGUGAGUAAGUUUGAUGAGCUUCAUCAAUUGUCUGCGAGUCUCCUUGCGGAGGUUGAAAAGCUUCAAUCACAGUUGCAAGAUCGGGAUGCCGAGAUUUCUUUCUUGCGACAGGAGGUCACUAGGUGCACAAAUGAUGCUCUUGUUGCAUCACAGAUGAGCAACAACAGAGAUUCAGAUGAUUUCCAUGAGUUCUUGACAUGGUUUGAUAUGAUGAUAAGUAAUGUUGGAACGAACAAUGUGCAUCCUGAUAUUAAGAACAAUGAUUGGGUUUAUGAACACAAGGAGUUACUUCAAAAGAAGAUAGAGUCUGUUUUAUCAGACUUGGUAGAUCUGCGGGAAGUGGCUCAAAGCAAGGAUACAUUGUUGCAAGUAGAAAGGAGUAAGGUGGACGAGUUGACACGCAAGGAAGAGAUUCUUGAGAGAUCUUUGCGUGACAAGGAAUCACGUUUAAACUUUCUUGAAGGUGUAGAAACUUCUGAAAUGGCAACUGGCGUAACCUCCGAAAUUAUGGAAGUUGAGCCCAUGAUAAACAAAUGGACAGUACCAAGUACUCCAGUUGCAUCUCAAGUCCGCAGUUUGCGUAAAGGCAAUAAUGAACAAGUUGCCAUUGCAAUAGAUAUGGAUCCUGGUAGUAGUACUAGGUUAGAAGACGAAGAUGAUGAUAAAGUUCACGGUUUCAAGUCGCUUACUACAUCAAGCAUUGUCCCAAAGUUUACAAGACCGGUCAGUGACAUGGUCGAUGGCCUCUGGGUUUCUUGCGAUCGGGCUUUGAUGCGGCAGCCUGCAUUUCGACUAGGAAUUAUUCUCUAUUGGGUUGUAUUGCAUGCACUUCUGGCAACCUUUGCAGUUUGAGAUGCCAAAUUUGGUCUGGAUCCGGUUCCAAUGUCAGAAGGGCAUGGAGUGUGGACCAUAGCAAUCUUCUUGUUUUUUUCACUGUUCCUAGAAGUUGUCCAAUUGAUUUAUUGUUCUGCCCAACCACGCAACUGGGGUUCCCAUUUUUUAUUUGUAUGAAUCUCAGAUUUGCUUGGUUGCAUCAAAUAAAAAGAGCAAGAGGUGCCGCCCUCACAAUACAGAUAUUAUAGAUUGUGCAAAGUCCAAUGAAAGGUUGUAUACCUUAUAGCUGCAAUUAUUUUACUGAUUCUUCUCUAAAAAUUUAGAGGCUGUUAGUUUAUACAAGCUCAAUUCAACCGGUUUUAUUAUAUUUUGUUUUGUACCAAUCACACAGAUCUGUCAUUUGUACCGGUUUAAUGA